GCCAUUAAAUUGCCGCUGUGCGACACAGCCACACAUCCUUGGCUUCACUAACAAGAUGCACCCUGUUUUAACUUUUUAACCAGCGCUUUUGAGCCCGAGGUCACUGUUAUGUUUUCGUAGAAUGGAAACAGAAGACGUAUCGGUUCGAGAGCAACUUUUCCACAACCGUGUCCGGGAGACCAUAAUCUGUGUACUCCUGUUUACAUGCCUCUACAUGGUGUCCUACCUCAUACUUACCCACUUCAAGAAGACUGCAGAGUAUGUCACAGAUGAUAUUGAAGAUGCCACCGUCAACAAAAUUGCGCUGUGGCUGUGUACGUUCACCCUGUCUGUCGCAGUGUGCGCGGUGCUCCUUCUCCCCAUCUCCAUUCUGUCCAAUGAGGUGCUGCUCACCUUCCCACAGAGCUACUACAUGCAGUGGCUCAAUGGAUCUCUCAUCCACGGAUUGUGGAACCUAGUUUUUCUUUUCUCCAAUUUGUCUCUGGUCUUUCUCAUGCCCUUUGCCUACUUCUUUACCGAGUCGGAGGGAUUCGCAGGCUCCAGAAAGGGCGUUAUGGCACGAGUUCAUGAAGCAGUUGUGCUGCUGUUGUUGCUGGCUCUACUUGUGCUGGGCAUUGUUUGGGUUGCAUCAGCCCUCCUCCACGACAACAUGGCCAGGAAAAGCUUGUAUGACCUGUGGGAGUAUUACCUUCCUUAUCUGUACUCGGGCAUCUCCCUGUUUGGGGUGUUACUGCUUUUGCUGUGCACUCCCUUUGGCUUGUCCCGGAUGUUCAGUGUGACUGGCCAGCUUCUGGUCAAACCGCGGCUGUUGGAAGAUGUAGAAGAUACUUUGAGCUGCACCACAUUUGAGGAAGACUCGCUCUACAGGAAACUGAAGAGUGGCAGUACGACGUCAUGCUGGGUCAAGCUAAACAUGGAGGCGAUGAAGAAAGAGUACCUAACAGUCCAGAGCAAGCGCAUUGCGCUGGAAAUGCGGAGGAAAGCGUCUCCAUGGCAGCGAAACCUGGGCUAUCCACUGGUCAUGCUUGUGCUCCUCGCACUGACGGUGAUGUGUGUCCUGAUGGUCUGUUUCAAUGUGUUGGAGUUGCUCCUGGACGACACGGCUAUGCCCCGAGGAAAGGAGGACCCUCACCUUGGGAUGGCCUCCUUCUCCAUGUUUGGCUCACUGGGCGCUCUAGUUCAAGUCAUCCUUAUUCUCUACCUGAUGGUGUCCUCAGUGGUGGGUUUCUAUAGUUCUCCUCUCUUUACUGGCCUCCUGCCUCGUGCACAGGACACCAACCUCACACAGAUCAUUGCAAACUGUGUCUCACUGCUUAUUCUGAGCUCAGCACUGCCGGUGUUUUCACGCACACUUGGGAUCACGCGCUUCGAUCUACUGGGAGACUUUGGUCGAUAUAACUGGCUGGGGAACUUCUACAUCGUCUUCCUGUACAACAUGCUGUUUGCCGGUCUCACCUCCGCCUCCCUGAUCAACACGGUCACCUGGGCCGUACAGAGAGAGCUCAUCCGUGCCUUUGGUCUCCACAGACUGCCUUUGACCAUGUCGCGCUCCACGAUCCCCUUCAGACUCCUCCUGGCCAGUGGACUGUCAAAAAUCCAUUGACUUUUCCUCCCCGCCUCUCCUAACCUUUAGAAGCUGAGACACUUCCAGUCUGCACCGAUUGGAUUAAAGACAUUCGCAAUUCAGACACUUUGCCAGUUGGUUCACGUCUCCCCGUGUGAAGAGACCAAAGAAGAUGGCGAGUCUGUCUGCACCGUGUCCAGUGGGAGCUUUGCUGGAAGCUUUUGUGAACAAUGCAUCAGGGUCCAUUUUUCUGCAGUUAUUUGACUGCAGGAACAAAUAUGCAGGCUGUUGGCUGAGUCGUGGUUAAACUGGAACAAGGGGGAAAGGGGAUUUAAGUGGACAAUAAGAGAGUGAGCCUUCGAUAAAACCUGAUGUCUCAUGAAAAGAGGAUUUUGUGGAUAGACAUUGUUCAGUUGACGCAUGGGAAAGUCAGCAGAGUUAUUUUGAAAAAUGGCAACUGUGACAUCAUUUCCUCUUCCUGCUCCAGGUCGAUUUGAGGGCAGUCUCUUUCUGUGGCUUCCCCACGCUUUACCCUCUUUGGUUGUACCACUUUUUUAAGAUUGGGAAUUUUACUUCCAUGUGUUUGGUGGUCCAGUCUGCUCAAGUGUUAUGUACGUUGAUAAGAGGGAAUUUUUAUUGGGAGUAAAUGGGACACAGAGUACCUUGUCUGUCGAUGGAUCUUCAGGUUACACAGGGGCGAGUGAGGUUAUAAUAUCAGUGCUCGAGCACUUUUACAAAUCCAAUUUAUUAGUAGAGUCGAGAACAUUUUCUUUUGUUAUUUACCGUUUUAAGCAGGGUUUUUGCUUUUGUAGAUUACAGUAAUUCUGAGGAUUACUUAUUGAUUUAGAAGAAUAUACUAAAAAGAAAGCGUUACACUUUGUGCAAACUUUUGAAAGCCAUCUGACGCUCACUAGGAGGAACUUCUGCCUUUUGACCGAUCGAACUGUGAAUUAUAAAGAAUCUAUGCGGGGAAGUGCAAUAUUUUAGUAAACGCACAGUUUUUAACCUGACCAAAAAAUUAUGUCUAAAUAUUCUGCAUGGUAUCUUUUGAUUUCUGUGAAGCAGUUUUUCUCAUCUCAAACAUCUUUGGAGCUUAGAAUACUAUCAAGUAGCGAAUGUGACCAUCAAGCCAUGCAAUUUUCCUGUUUUUUAUAUUUUGAUAAAUUCUAUGAUCUCAUUUACAAUGUGUUGGUGACGCUGUGUCACCGUUUACCUUUACUGCUGUAUCGGCAGGUUAUGAGCUGUUGGUUUGACCAGCAGAGGACACUGUCUCUCAAACCCAACGGUGUCGUGCAAGUCUCUCUCUCCACAGUUGGUAUAUGCUCUAGUCUAUAUAUGUAUACAUAUAAAUGUGUGUUUACGCCUUUCACUUUUUCUGGGAAUUUUCUGUUGGUUUUUGGGAACACAAAGUUUUCGAUGUACUAUAUUUGUGGGGAUUUUUGAUCGAUACUUCAAAUGUCGACUAGUAUUUUUAAAGGGUUGAAUGUGAUACAGUUGAGAGAAAAAAAUAUUGAGAUGUUCUCAAAGAUAAAAAUGAAAAAAUAGUAUGUUUUACUUUUGACAUGCUCUGAUGUUUGAGAUUGUAUGAUCAGAAUUUUCAACUAUUGUUUUAUGAGCAAAAAGCAAUAAAAUCAUCUUAUUUUUAA
Messenger RNA from Pseudoliparis swirei, 3210 nucleotides. RefSeq names its product limb development membrane protein 1-like (gene lmbr1l). Gene Ontology annotation, molecular function: transmembrane signaling receptor activity. Gene Ontology annotation, biological process: signal transduction; receptor-mediated endocytosis. Lineage: Eukaryota; Metazoa; Chordata; Actinopteri; Perciformes; Liparidae. The transcript is spliced from 17 exons. Bases 122 to 1603 code for a protein of 493 amino acids. The record is from RefSeq and is a predicted model, not a curated record.